This is a messenger RNA of Cyprinodon tularosa, 925 nucleotides long. Its product is annotated as diamine acetyltransferase 1-like. NCBI's taxonomy places the organism in Eukaryota, Metazoa, Chordata, Actinopteri, Cyprinodontiformes, Cyprinodontidae. The record is from RefSeq and is a predicted model, not a curated record. Bases 173 to 682 code for a protein of 169 amino acids. The transcript is spliced from 6 exons. Gene Ontology annotation, molecular function: N-acetyltransferase activity.
UGUUUCUGCAGAUCCUGUUAGACUGAGAGCAGCUCAUGCAAAACCUUAUGUGCUAGUUUUCCUAUUUCUUUGCCGGGGGGGGAACUCCUUAGGAGAGAAUGAAGAAACAAAUUUUGCUCUUGUUCACAUUUAGAGGACUAGUAAGCAAAGGGAAGAAAGGAAAAAAGAGAAAAUGGCCAACUUUGUAUUAAGGCCUGCCCAACCGAAGGAUGUAUCCGAUAUAUUGCGUCUCAUAAAGGAACUUGCUAAAUUUGAAGAGAUGGAGGAGAAGGUGGUGCUCACUGAGAAAGAUCUUCUUGAGGAUGGAUUUGGAGAACAUCCAUUUUACCACUGCUUGGUUGCAGAGGUCCCCAGAGAUCACUGCUCACAGGGGUUUUCUGUAAUUGGCUUUGCAAUGUAUUACUUCACAUAUGAUCCAUGGAUCGGAAAGCUUCUUUAUUUGGAGGACUUUUAUGUCAUGCAGGAGUUUCGAGGUCUUGGCAUUGGUUCACAAAUCCUGAAGGUGCUGAGUGAGAUUGCUGUAAAGACCCGCUGUAGCAGUAUGCAUUUCAUUGUAGCAGAAAAUAACAAGCAGUCUAUUGAGUUCUACAAGAGAAAGGGUGCAGCUGAUCUGUCCUCGCAGGAGGGCUGGCGUCUCUUUGAGAUCCAAAAGGAGGAUCUGCUGAAGAUGACUGCAAAAUGAAAUGCUCAGAUCAAUACUAUAACUAUGCUGUAAUAUGUGUAUAUAAUUCAUAAUUACCUUAUUCUGCAACAGUAACCUCAUUCACACCAUAUAUUAAGCAGAUAACUUGUAUUAAUGGACUGCUUCUUAAUGAAAACUGUUUUUUAGUCUAAUAUCCUCCAUGUUAUCCAAGUUGUAUUUCAUGUACCAAAUAAGUAAAAUAAAAAUAAUUCAUGGUUGAUUUAUAUGGUGCUUAACAAAUAA